AUGGCCUUUCUUUCCUACGAUGGGGAGCAUCAUCGUCUUGCAAUGAUAGAUCUGGAUGUGGUCAGGCCUGACGACACAGAGGCUGAAAAAAAAGGGCUUGUUGGCGUUGACCAUGUUGCUUAUACCUAUGCAGGUCUCGACGAUCUGCUCGACACCUAUGAACAUCUUAAAGAAAAGCAGGUGACACCCUACUGGUGUGUUCACCAUGGCAUCACCGCGUCCAUGUAUUACAAGGAUCCGGACGGGAAUCAGAUGGAGUUUCAGGUCGACUGCUUCGAGUCAGGGGAUGAAGCGGUAGAUUAUAUGAAUGGUCCGAAGUUCGAAGCGAACCCGGUAGGGGUGGAGUACGAUCCUGAAGACUGGCUGGCCAGAAGACGUGCAGGUGCAACGGUAUCCGAGUUGCUGAAUCAGCAGGUGAAUGAGCCCGUGUCUCCCAUCAGAGGGGCCGUGGAUGAAACUCUGCAUUAUGGCGCAGCGCCUGAACAAUUUAUGUCGGUAUGGCGUCCGCAGCGGGCAUCGCUUGCAACUCUGAUCCUUCUUCACGGCGGCUGUUGGUCUAACGAAUAUGAUUUAACGCACACUGGCCCCGUCGCGACUGCGCUGGCAGACGCUGGUUACAUCGUUUGGUCUGUGGAGUAUCGCAGGGUGGGUGAUGCCGGUGGAGGCUGGCCAGGGAGUUUGGAGGAUGCAGAAGAGGCUGUCCGCGUCAUCGCGAACCAGACAGCUGCGCGCCCUGUUAUUCUGCUCGGACACUCCGCGGGAGGUCAUCUGGCGCUGCUGCUUGGCGCUGGCAUGGCCACGCACGCUGACCCCAUUGUUGAAGCGGUCGUUGCUCUCUCACCCAUUGCCCGGCUCGCGCGCUACGGUGCGGGAGAUAACAGUUGUCAGAAAAUGGUGCGCCGUUUUAUGGGUGGCCAGCCUGCAGACUUGCCGGAUGCUUAUCGCUGCGCCGAUCCCGUAAAUUUAACGCCACACCCUUUAACAGUUGUGCUGAGUGGGGAGGCCGAUACCAUUGUACCUUCCGUCUUUAGCGAUCUUGAUGGCGCCUCACGUGUGAUGGUGGCAGGGGCAUCGUUGAUGGCCCGUGAAGAUGAGCAGAGUUAUCCGCCUUCUGUCCUGGCAAUGGACCGCGAUGAUCCGCUGGCCGGGUAUCGCCUGCAGUUCGACCUCCCAACAGGCAUGGCCUACUUUGACGGUAACUCGCUGGGUGCGCUGAGCCACGAAGCGCGUCGCCGCGUCGCCCAAACGACCGAGGUGGAAUGGGGUGCCAGCCUUAUAGGUGGAUGGAACGACCAUGACUGGAUCGGACUUACCCGCGUGGCUGGUGAGUUGAUCGCGCCUGUCAUUGGCGCGGGUCCUGAUCAGGUCCUGGUUGCGGACUCGAUUUCGGUAAACCUGUUCAAACUAUUGUGCGUGGCACUGCGCUUGCGUCCGGGACGCACGCGCAUUUUGACUGACACUGCCAACUUUCCAACCGACCAGUACAUCGCUCAAGGACUGGUGGAUCUGCUUGGUCCGGAACGGGCUCUGCUGGAAGCCCUGCCACUCGAUGAUAUUCCCGCAGCGCUUGAUGAGUCGGUAGCACUGGUGAUGCUCUCGCAUGUCGACUACCGAACGGGUCGUUUGCACGAUAUGUCUGGUCUCACCGCAGCCGCUCACGAAUGUGGCGCGUUGAUUUUGUGGGACCUGGCCCACAGUGCAGGAGCACUGCCUCUGGGUCUUGAUGCUGAUCAGGUUGAUCUCGCGGUUGGCUGCGGUUACAAGUAUCUGAACGGCGGACCCGGUGCACCGGCCUUUUUGUAUGUUGCCAAGCGCCAUCAGGACUUGGCGCGUCAACCUCUACAGGGCUGGAUGGGCCAUGCAGAGCCAUUCGCUUUUGAGUCUGAGUACCGGCCUGCUGAAGGUAUCGAGCGUUUUGCCAGCGGAACCCCGCCGAUCCUGUCUUUAGCUGCUUUGCACGCGGCUCUGCAGGUCUUUGAUAACCUGGAUAUGCGCAUGGUGCGGGACAAGUCCAUGGCACUGGGAAGCCUCUGCCAGGCGCUGAUCGAAUCCAAACCUGUGCUGGGUACGCUGACUCUAGUAUCCCCUUCGUUACCUGAGCAACGAGGCAGCCAGCUCUCCUAUCGGCACCCUGAUGCUUACCAGAUCUGUCAGGCGUUAAUCAAAAACGGCGUGGUGGUCGAUUUCCGCGCACCGGAUAUUCUCCGUAUCGGGUUUGCCCCACUGUACCUGCGUUAUGCUGAUGUCUGGCGACUGGUAGAGGCUCUGGAGUCAGUGAUAUCGACUGAUGCCCACCUGGAUCCCAGUCUUGCCAGACGUAAGAGGGUAAAAACGACUAUGGCGCAGAUCGCUGAGCAGAUUUCUACAGAUAUCAGACAGGCUCUGAAAGCCGACGAACUGGACUUGCCUUCGCUGCCAGAAGUAGCGCUGCGCAUCCGCGAUGAAGCCCAGUCCAGGAACGUCAGUGCAGUAUCACUCAGUAAGGUGGUUGGCGAGGAUCCAGCGCUAGCUGCGCAGCUCGUCAAGACCGCAAAUUCACCGAUGUUCAUGGCGGCGCGCCCCAUAGAUGACCUAGCUCAAGCGAUCAGUCGCUUGGGUGUGGAAUACGCCGCAAAUAUUGUCACGGGUCUUGCCAUGAAUCACAUGUUUCAGGCGACUUCGGAGCUGAUUGAUAACAAGAUGCGAGAAGUCUGGAAAACCUCUACAGACGUUGCUGCCUGGAGUGCCGUGCUCGCCAAACGGUUUACCAAGUUGCGCCCGGACCAGGCAACCCUUGCAGGGCUUACACACUCUAUUGGUGUACUGCCCAUCUUGAGCUGGGCUGAAGAAAACGAUGAUCUGUUGAAUGACAGCAAAACCCUCGAUCGAGUGAUUGAAAGCAUUCAUCCUGUGAUUGGCACCAUGAUUCUGAUGCGCUGGAAUUUCGCUGAGGAGAUUAUCAGCGUGCCGGAAGGGUACAUGUCACCCAUCAGGCAAGGCACCGAUGUCGACUAUGUCGACCUUGUAUCUGCAGCGCUUCUGCUGGUUAACCGCGCUGGUCCCGAUACGCCUCUUUGUGAUGAACCCUGGGCAGAUGCGCCGGUAUUUGCAAGGAUUGGUAUAGAUCUCAGCAUGGAUGCGUUACCACUUCAAAAGCUCACCGAACAGGUGGAAGCUGUACGCGGUGUGGAUGGCAACAUCAGCCCCAGCCCCAGCCCCAAUUUGGGUUCAGGCCGCGGUCUUGGUCGCGAACAUGCACUGUUGCUCGCGUCUCGCGGCUGCAAAAUCAUUGUUAACGACCCGGGUAUUGCUUACGACGGUUCCGGUAAUGCGCAGCAUCAGGUGGCGGAUGAAGUGGUGGAUGAAAUCCGUGCUUCAGGCGGAGAGGCCGUUGCCAAUUACGACUCGGUGGAACAGGGUCAGGCGAUUAUAGAGGCAGGUCUGCAAGCCUUUGGCCGGAUAGAUAUCGUCAUUAACAAUGCCGGCAUCAUCACGCCACAAACGUGGAGCGAACUCACCCUCGAAUCCUGGCAGAAAACAAUUGAUGUGAACCUGACGGGUGUUUUCUCCGUUAUGCAGGCGGCCUGGCCGGUGCUGGUUGAACAAGGAUACGGUCGCUGUGUUGUGACUGCCUCACCUGCUAUAUAUGGCGCGGGUGUUGCGGCGUAUGCAGCGAGCAAGGCCGGGGUGAUUGGCCUUGCUAAUUCACUGCAGUUUGAAGCGCGCAAACUGAAGCUUGAUAUCAAAUGUAACGUCAUUGUGCCCCAGGCCAAUACCCGCAUGGUGCAGGAUUUAAAUGCCAACAUCUCUGCCAGCCGGGUGGCAAAGGGUAAGUCUGAGUUGAAACGCGCUCCAGCAGAAAUACUGGACAGAAUGGGUCCGGAAAAAGUAUCCGCCAUGGUGGCCUGGCUGGCUCACUCCGAGUGUCAAUCUGAAGCGAAAAUCUUUGAAGCCGGUGCCGGCUAUUUUGCACAGCUCAACUGGGCAAGGUCAGCGCCGCUGUUUGCCACGGAAAAAGAAGGGGUGGAGGGUGCGCCGUUACCGGAGCAUAUUCGCGAUGGUCAGGCUACCCUGCAUGACUUUGCAGCCGGCGAUAUGCCCAGGUCAGGCGACGGCGCCAUGGGUUCACCCAACGCUCUGGAAUGGGUGUUUGGGCAUUUGAAGAGCAAUAAGUAA
Messenger RNA from Symbiodinium pilosum, 4155 nucleotides. The record is from the annotation of a GenBank genome assembly. Lineage: Eukaryota; Dinophyceae; Suessiales; Symbiodiniaceae.